AUGUCCUCCAACGAGCCCAACAAGACCACCGGUCAGUACCACUCGCUGAAGGGGACCGUUGUUGAAGCCAUCGGUAACGUGACUGGCGCCGAAUCUUGGCAAACCUCCGGCAAGGAGGAGCAUGCCGCAGGUGAAGCAGAAUACAAGGCCGCCCAAGCCCAAGGUUAUAUGGAGGGAACUGCUGAUAGAGUCGUGGGGAAGAAGGAUGCGAUCGUUGGCGCCGUCACGGGGGAUAAGACGCAGCAGACUUCUGGCAAUCUCCAGAAUGAUAAGGGCCAAGCAAAGCAGGAAGUCAACAAGAAUGUUUGA
Molecule: messenger RNA, 309 nt
Organism: Stereum hirsutum FP-91666 SS1
Lineage: Eukaryota; Fungi; Basidiomycota; Agaricomycetes; Russulales; Stereaceae
Exons: 4
Coding region: 1-309 (102 amino acids)
Source: RefSeq, a predicted model, not a curated record